AUGGAUGAAAAUAUAAAUAAGAACGAAACCUUACAGUCGAUUGCAGAAAAUUUGACUUCAGUGAACAGGCCAUUUUGCUUUAACCACCUUUAUACUGGACAACAGAGAGUGACAGUGAGCUCAUCGUUGGACAUAUCACGUUGCAUUUCCAGAAUUUGCUUGGCCGAAUCCAUGGCAGAAGGAGCUGCACCAUUUCAUCUCAAUCUACUUCAGCGUGGCAAUAUCUCCCAAAGAAGAAGGUAUUUCCUUCAGUUGUGGGCAAUGCACCACCACAAGUUGCUCAAGCAAGGGAAGGUGACUUCAACAUCCAAAGACUCUAACUUCAAGAAUUUCAGCUGUGGGAAUUCAUCAUCUGCCAUGUUCCAUUGCUGCCCUUCAAAUGAUCUGUACAGUAGUUUUAGAACCUCAAGAUUCGGUAAUUGCCGCCCGAUGACUAAGCAGUAG
This is a messenger RNA of Oldenlandia corymbosa var. corymbosa, 444 nucleotides long. The record is from the annotation of a GenBank genome assembly. NCBI's taxonomy places the organism in Eukaryota, Viridiplantae, Streptophyta, Magnoliopsida, Gentianales, Rubiaceae.